This is a messenger RNA of Psylliodes chrysocephalus, 2183 nucleotides long. The record is from the annotation of a GenBank genome assembly. NCBI's taxonomy places the organism in Eukaryota, Metazoa, Arthropoda, Insecta, Coleoptera, Chrysomelidae.
CACAACGUACACCCCAACCGACACGCUGUUAUCGACCCAUUUUCAGGCCGUCACAAUGGAAAGGCCCUGAAAAAUCGUUAUCACCAUACGUUCAGUGUCACUUCCUGUCAAAAUUCCUUAUUUCAAACACUGCAACAUUCAAUUUUGUAAAUACAUUAUCGUGAUUUAUCGUAAAGUAUGAAUAGUAAUGUAAAUAGUGAUGUAAAUAGCGCAGAAAUUAGUGAAACUAUUCCAAACGAUCUCGUAGAAUCCCAAAAUGACACGGAAAAAGAUAAACAAUCCGACGAUAUGGACACGGACAGCGUGUUGGAUCCCAACAUCGCGACAGAUUGUUCUGAAAGCAGCAAUGAAGACAGCGUAUCGAACAGCGGCUCGACCGAGGGUAGUUUGACCGAGAAAUUAAGGGAAACACUGGCAUAUCAACAAAAUAUAUUAGAACAAAAUUCCAAUAAAAUCAAAUUGUUAGAAUUGGAUCAAGGGAAGCUACAGCAACUCGCCAAAGAUCUGGAACUGAAGCUAGAAGUUGCUAAUAGGAGGAAAGAUGCAGCUCUUAAGGAGAAGGAGGCUAUGGUUGUUAGGUAUGCCGUAUCCGAAAAAAACAUCCUCAAAGAACAAAAGCAAAAAGAAUCAAUAGACAAGAAGUUGACCGAAACGCAAAAAGAACUCGAAAUCUUACAACACCGUAUCCAAACUCUGAACUCAGAAAAAUCCCGAAUAUGUCAAAUGCUGGACAAUAAACAUUACGAGAACAAGCUACUCCAACAGGAAUUGGAGCAAAAGAAACAGGACCUAGCCGCGCUGGAGAACAAAUUGAAAUGGUCCCAAAACAAUUUGAAGACAGAAAUCGAAAACCAUAGAGACACACAAGCGAAAUUAGAACUAUUAACUACAAAACAUCAAGAACUAACUAAUAACAUUGAUAAUAUUAGGAAAGAAGCUGACGAUGCCGUUAAAUCAUUUCACACUUCCGAAGACAACAGAGCUUUCGUAUUGGACAAACAAGUUAAAGAACAACAAGCUUCGUUAAUACUGCUAAAGCACGAGAAAAACCACAGAGACGAACAAAUGAACUUAUUGCAAAAAGAAGUAAAACGUUUGCAAUCCAAACAAAAAGAAAUGUUACAAGAAAACAACGCUCUAUCACUGAAAGUGCAGCAUUUAGAAAAAGACAGAUCAGAAAACGAAUCGAAGCUGAGCGAACUAAGAGGCUGCGCCGAUCAGCAACGCCAAGACGUCGUUCACUUACAAGCCAAAUCAGUACAGCUGGAACAACUGAAAUCCCAAUUAAAACACGAACAAGACCAGUUAGCGGCUUCCAACGAGCAAAUGACCUUGUUGAAGCAAAGAAACUUGGAAUUGGAAGCCGACAUGGAGACCUGUAGGGUGCGCGAAGCUGAAUUGUUACUAUUCACGCAGCAGUUAACCGAGAAGAACGUCAGACUUCAAUCGGAAUUCACUUCGAUGGAAACCAGAGUACAACAAUUGAGUUGCGAGCAAACUUUACUGAAGAGGCAAGUUAAGGAGCACGAAACCCGAGCUAACUGUCUUUCUACGCAAUUAAAUCAAGAACGUAUUAAAUAUAAAGCCGAUCAUGAGGAUUUGAACAAAAGAUUGAAGGAAGUGACGAAAUUAUGCGAGGAAUUCAAACAGGAAGCGAGCGAUCAGAAAUCCGAGAACGUUUUAAUUAAACGAAAGUUUGAUAUGUCUUUAAGAGAGGUGAAUAGGGAAUUACAGCAUUGCCACAAGAAAAUGGAGGUAUUGGACAAAUCCAGUACGACCAGUACUAGUAGUUCAAAUUCUUCUCUAUCCGAUCGACCCGUAGAUAGGCCCAAUAAUCCCGAAAUCGAUCAACAGACUUUGAUCGAGCACAUAGUGAAAUUGCAGAAGAUCAGCGCUAAGAAAUCGGAAAAGAUCGAUUUUUUGGAGGAGCACGUGAACACUUUGGUUAUCGAGUUGCAGAAAAAGUCGAAAUUGUUGCAGAGUUUCGUGUCUAGGGAGCAAAAGUUGAAUCCCGGCAAGAAGGAUAGGAAAGAUAGUAUUAAAGUUGGUUAGGGGCGGGUUUAAAAAAUUGUUAUUGUUAAGCGAAUUGAUUAUAUAUUUUAUUUUUGUUCGUUGUGACUGAAAUAUGUACCUUAUAUUAUUGAAUUAUAUCAGCUAGUGGAUGAAAUACAGGUUAUUCUAAA